This is a messenger RNA of Polyodon spathula (Mississippi paddlefish), 511 nucleotides long. Its product is annotated as gastrotropin-like. Bases 85 to 465 code for a protein of 126 amino acids. The record is from RefSeq and is a predicted model, not a curated record. Gene Ontology annotation, molecular function: fatty acid binding. Gene Ontology annotation, biological process: fatty acid transport. Lineage: Eukaryota; Metazoa; Chordata; Actinopteri; Acipenseriformes; Polyodontidae. Gene Ontology annotation, cellular component: cytosol; nucleus. The transcript has 4 exons.
UUUAAAGAGGGGGGCUCUCUGACAGUCUACACCUUCCACAGCCACACUCACCUGCAGCCAGCCUCCUCCAGCAGAAAUAUCACCAUGGCAUUCAAUGGCAAGUACGAGAUCGAGAGCCAGGAGAACUACGAUGAAUUCCUCAAGAAGAUCGGUAUCCCAGAUGAUGUCAUUGAGAGAGGGAGGAAUUUCAAGAUUGUUACAGAAGUGAUCCAGAAUGGGAACGAGUUCACCUGGUCCCAGAUUUACCCCCAGAAGACCAUGACAAAUAAGUUUGUGAUUGACCAGGAAUCCGAAAUGGAAAGCAUGUCAGGCAAGAAAUUCAAGGCCACUGUGACCCUGGAGGAUGGAAAGGUGACAGUGCGAUUCCCGAACUACCACCACACAGCAGAGAUCUCAGGAGGCAAGCUCGUCGAGUGCUCUACAGCUGGUGGCGUCACAAUGAAGAGAACCAGCAAGAGAAUUUAAAGACACACUUUAGUAUAAGAAAGCAGGUGUAAAACAAAAAUCAUCC